Molecule: messenger RNA, 3572 nt
Organism: Prunus mume (Japanese apricot)
Lineage: Eukaryota; Viridiplantae; Streptophyta; Magnoliopsida; Rosales; Rosaceae
Gene: CSLD1
Product: cellulose synthase-like D1
Biological process (GO): cellulose biosynthetic process
Cellular component (GO): membrane
Molecular function (GO): cellulose synthase (UDP-forming) activity
Source: RefSeq, a predicted model, not a curated record
CGCCUCUAUCUCCCCGACAUGGAAUUAUUCCGUACUUGUUAUUUUUACGUGCGCCACAAGUAAUCCGUUAAUGUUAAAUGUGGUCAUCUGGGUCUUGUAGCUAAAAUACAAUCGGAAAAGCAUCACAACAUCAACAGCACAGAUAUGGCAACUUCAUCAAACUCAUCAAAGAAAACAAUGUCGUCCUCACCCUCAUCUGCAGGCCGUCCACCGCAGGGGGUCAAAUUUGCCCGCCGCACGUCCAGUGGGCGUGUGAUGAGCUUGUCUCGGGACGACGAUUUGGACAUGAGCGGGGAAUUCUCGGGCGAAAAUGACUACAUCAAUUACACCGUGAUGAUGCCUCCUACACCGGACAACCAGCCAAUGGCGGGGUCAUCAGGCGCAGGAACGGCCUCGGAUUCAAAAACUGAUGGUCCUGGGCUAUAUGGGCCAACACGGUUUGGAGCGGAGUCUAGGCGAGGGGGCGACGAUGAUGGUGGGGGUGAUAGUGAAGCUGCAAAGGCGGAUAGGAGAAUGUCAGUGAUGAACUCAUCUAAUAACAAAUCAAUACUGUUGAGAAGCCAAACUGGGGACUUUGAUCAUAAUCGUUGGUUGUUUGAGACCAAAGGAACGUAUGGAAUUGGAAACGCAUAUUGGUCAGAGAAGCAAGAGAACAAGUAUGGACCGGAAGUCGAAAUGAGCAUGCAGGAUUUUAUUGACAAACCAUGGAAGCCACUCACCAGGAAGGUUAAAAUCCCCCCCGCUAUUCUUAGCCCUUACAGGUUACUGGUGGUCAUCCGUUUGGUAGUACUGUUCCUUUUCCUACUAUGGCGAGUCCAGAAUCCAAACCCGGAUGCAAUGUGGCUAUGGGGCAUGUCCAUAGUUUGUGAGAUUUGGUUUGCAUUCUCAUGGCUUUUAGACAUUCUUCCCAAGCAGAACCCCAUAAAUCGUGCCACGGACUUGGCUGCUCUACAUGACAAGUUUGAGCAACCUUCUCCCAGCAACCCUACUGGGCGCUCUGACCUCCCCGGUGUUGAUGUCUUCAUCUCCACUGCCGACGCUGAGAAGGAACCACCUCUUGUCACUGCCAAUACCAUUCUUUCCGUCCUUGCCGCUCAAUAUCCCGUGGAAAAGCUUUCAUGCUAUAUUUCAGAUGAUGGUGGUGCCAUUCUCACAUUUGAGGCCAUGGCCGAGGCUGUUGACUUUGCUGAGGUUUGGGUACCCUUUUGCCGAAAACAUGAAAUUGAGCCUAGGAAUCCAGACAGCUACUUUAACAGCAAAGUUGACCCCACCAAGAACAAGAAGCGGCCUGAUUUUGUCAAGGAUCGCCGUUGGAUCAAGAGAGAAUAUGAUGAAUUUAAAGUUAGGAUCAACGGUCUUCCUGAUGUUAUCCGCAAGCGAAGUGAAAUGUAUAACUCUAGAGAGGACAUGAAUGAAAGGAAGCUUUCCAAGGAGAGAAGUAUUGGUGGAGGAGGAGAUGGCGCAGAGCCAGCGGAUGGUGAGGCAAGCAAUGUCACUAAGGCAACGUGGAUGGCUGACGGGACACAUUGGCCAGGAACAUGGCUCGAACCUUGCGCCGAUCAUAAAAAAGGAGAUCAUGCUGGGAUCUUACAGGUAAUGAGUAAGGUCCCAGAGAUGGAGGCUGUAAUGGGUUUUCCUGAUGAGAAAAAAUUAGACUUCACAGGGGUGGACAUUCGAGUCCCAAUGUUUGCAUAUGUUUCGCGAGAGAAGCGACCUGGAUAUGACCACAACAAGAAGGCAGGAGCCAUGAAUGCCAUGGUCCGAGCGUCAGCAAUAUUGUCUAAUGGUCCCUUCAUACUUAACUUGGAUUGUGACCAUUAUAUCUAUAACUCUCUGGCUUUAAGGGAAGGAAUGUGCUUCAUGAUGGACCGGGGUGGAGACAGGAUUUGCUACAUACAAUUCCCUCAGAGAUUUGAAGGGAUCGAUCCAUCUGACCGUUAUGCAAAUCAUAACACAGUCUUCUUUGAUGGAAAUAUGAGAGCCCUGGAUGGUCUCCAAGGCCCAGUGUAUGUGGGAACUGGGUGCAUGUUCAGGCGUUUUGCACUGUACGGGUUCCACCCGCCAAGGGCAAAUGAGUACUUAGGAAUGUUUGGGACGAUCAAAGCCCCAGCUCCAAAUUACCAUGAGAUUGAGGCGCAGUUAGAGUCUGAUCCAGAUCUACCCGACUCAGAAAAACAACCUCUGGCCACUCACCCUGACUUAGGCCUUCCCAAGAAGUUUGGAAAUUCACAAAUGUUCACUGAUUCCAUAGGCGUUGCUGAGUAUCACGGACGUCCUCUUGCUGAUCACUCCUCUGUCAAGAAUGGCCGCCCUCCCGGCGCUCUGCUAGAACCACGUCCCCCACUCGAUGCCCCAACUGUUGCUGAAGCAGUUGCUGUCAUUUCCUGCUGGUACGAGGACAAGACCGAAUGGGGAGACAGGAUAGGUUGGAUCUAUGGAUCAGUGACAGAGGAUGUGGUGACAGGUUACAGAAUGCACAAUCGUGGUUGGCGAUCAGUGUAUUGCAUCACGAAGCGUGAUGCAUUCCGUGGCACUGCACCUAUCAACCUCACAGACAGAUUGCACCAGGUGCUCCGAUGGGCCACUGGUUCAGUGGAAAUUUUCUACUCCAGGAACAAUGCAUUUCUUGCAUGCCGGCGCCUCAAGUUUCUACAGCGUAUUGCAUACCUCAACGUCGGCAUUUAUCCCUUCACAUCCAUCUUUCUGGUUGUUUACUGUUUCCUCCCUGCACUCUGCCUCUUCACAGGUCAAUUCAUAGUUGCAGGCCUAAGUGUCCCCUUCCUUAUCUACCUCCUUAUCAUCACUAUCUGUCUCUGUCUGCUCUCCCUACUUGAAGUGAGGUGGUCUGGCAUUGGCCUUGAGGAAUGGUGGCGUAAUGAGCAAUUUUGGCUCAUUGGUGGAACAAGCGCUCACCUUGUAGCUGUCAUCCAGGGUCUCCUCAAAGUUGUAGCCGGUGUCGAAAUUCACUUCACCUUAACCUCCAAGUCUACAGCUGAAGACGAAGAAGACAUUUACGCUGACCUCUACGUUGUCAAAUGGACAAGUCUGUUCUUAAUGCCUCUGACAAUCAUAAUCAUCAAUAUUAUUGCAAUGGUCAUCGGAAUCUCAAGGACCUUAUAUGAAGUGAUACCCCAAUGGAAUAAGCUACUCGGAGGACUUUUCUUUAGUUUCUGGGUGUUGGCUCACAUGUACCCAUUUAUGAAAGGCUUGAUGGGAAGGAGAGGAAGGAUACCUACUAUUGUAUAUGUCUGGGCAGGGCUGCUUGCAAUCAUAAUAUCUUUGCUUUGGAUAGUAAUCAAUCCUCCAAAUGGUGUCAACCUCAACAGUCAAGGCAUGCAGAUAUGAUGAUAACAAAAUUAAGGUUAUACAAACUAAUGUCAAGAAUUUUCAGGUUGAAUUCGAAGAAAAAACUUUCGAACUUCAGGUGGCAUCCAUUGCUUGGUGCCAUGACAAAUGUACUAUAAGUCUAUUAUAAGUACAGCUACUAAUGUUAGAUAAUUAUUCCUACAAAUCUCUGUAAAUAAAUUUUCCAAGAUUAAUAUAAGGUACAAAUCUCUGAUGUUUAGACUUGA